AUGGCGACCCCGCCGCUGUCGCCGCCGUCGUCGUCACGACCAGGGACGCAGCCUACGCAGCCGCGUGCCGCCCUCGCAGCACGCUCCUUGGCGACUCCGGCGGCAAAGGCCUUUCUCGUCGGAUACGUCCUCGACCUCAUUCCCUCAUUACUCAAAGCCAUUCUACGCUUCGUCACGCGCGAGGUCAAGAGGAUCACGGCGUUACAAAAGAGGGCAAGGGAGGAGCGCAAGGCCGCGAGGGAGGAUCGCGAGAAGGCGGGAUCGCCAUCGUCCUCAUCGACCUAUGCUGCUGGCAAGGUCAAGACAUGGGAGGAUCUCGUUGCGCCCACACUGGCUGGUCUUCCAGGUCUCGGCGCAGACAUGGCACGAGCGACUGCCGCUUCGCUGUCACCACAAGGUAUGGCAGCAGCCUGCGCAGCCGCAAUGCUAGGAUGGGGUCUUUUGGACGAGGCACUCUCCAAGCUCCUUCUCUACAUCGCCGGCCGCCCUUCAACGUCCUCACGCACCCGCAACCAGCUCGUCCGUAUUUGGUCCUGCUUCAUCGCCGCCACUCUGGCUAGUGGCACGUCACUGAUGUUCCUACAAGUCGCAACACUCGCAUCUUCCAACAAAGACGGACAGACUGCAUCGGGCUCACGUCCCACGAUCCGCGAGCCCUACAUGAGCCCGUCAGAGUCGUUCAGCAACCUCAAGCGAUCAGUUGUCUCGCGCUUCUCAUCGAGCCACAAUCAAAAGGGACUCUCAUUGCCCACGCCUCUUGCGCCGGGAGGUCACUUCCUCGCCAGACUCACGAGCCUGUCUAUCCCCGGCACGCCCAAGGCCGACGGGUCAAGAAGCCCCACGACAUCCAAGUCUACUUCCCUCGGACUCUCCGAAGCCGGUCGCUCACCAGCGCCACAAACUUCGCCUCUGGCCACGGCUACGCCCCAGAGCGAGUCAUCUGCCCAGCUUCCCCCGUCACGCGACGAGAUCAAGAAGACGGCUCAACGCGCAGCGCAUGACGCGAGCGCGCCUCGUGCGUUGGGAAAGCCAUCACCUACUGUGGAUUUGACCCUCUUCGCUCUCGUGCGUGGACUUGACACCCUCGUGCGGGCAGCCCCGCUCUUCAUAGGCGCAGCAGCAUCCAAAGCAGGCGGGGCAAAGGGCCUCCAAGCCACGGCCGCAACUGCAGCCGCAACAGCCAUCUCUCCCACCUCUUCGUCAGGCCCAUCCAUCAUCGGCAGACAGCGCUCACGCCAAGCGCUGGGAUCCUCCAUCGGAUCAGGACGCCGCCUUGCGGCUGCAGCCAGAGUAGCGGAGUCCUCAAUCCCUGCUGCAAUAUUGCGAGGCGCUGCCAAUCAGGCCGAAGGAAUCACCUUUGUGCUCUGCUGCGCUGUCAUUAUGUGGUCAUGGUUCUAUGCGCCGGAAAGGCUACCUCCGACUUACGUCAGGUGGAUCACGAAUCUCGCAACAAUGGACGAACGCUUGCUCCUUGCUCUCCGGUCCAUUCGCACAGGCAAACCCUACAGAUGGCAAUACGGCGACUCCAGUAUAGAUGCCGGAGCAGUAGACCUUCUCGGCAGCCUGUCCGAAUCCCUGGGCCACCCAUACGAAUGGGGCGACCCCUCACGCCUGCCUCGCUCCGCAGCUGAGGCAAGGCGCCUGCUCAUAGAAGCGAAGAGGAGCAAUGCCCUCGCUCGCAAGGAAGGUCGCUCCCCUGCCCAGGUGGACACCCUUCGCAACCCUGGUGGAGAACCAGGAUAUGUCCUCUCCGGCGCCUCGGGCCCUCGCGGUCGCGGCGAGAUGGGCGGAAUCCCGUGCGAGCUGGUACACUGCGGCGUAGGCGGUGCUUCAUGCCUUAAGAAUGCGGGUCUGCGCUGGAUCAGGGGGUGGAAGGUCUGCAUGGGCAUCUAUGUGCCCGUGCAUCUCCUCCCACGACUGCUCUUCAACCCGAGCCAGUUCAUGAAGCGACCAGCGGAGAGUGUCGGAAAAGUGAUGGUGGGCAGCGCGAGGAGCGCUAGCUUCUUGGCGACUUAUAUCGCAUCGAUCUGGUUCAUGGUAUGCUUCGGUCGCACGCUCGUCCUACCGCGUCUCUUCCCGUCAAUCCCGCACACCUAUUGGGAUCGCGGUCUCGGGCCCUUGAUGGGCUCAUUCGCCUGCGGUUUAGCCAUCUUCAUCGAAGAGCGCCGCAAGCGCGCGGAGAUGGCCCUGUACGUUGCUCCUCGUGCCCUCUACGCUCUAGCAGAGAGUGCGAGGCCCGGUUGGUUGAGCCAGGGACAGAGAGGAGCCGUAUGGGCGGAGAGAGUAGUCUUCGGACUGGCGGCGGGCGUGGUCGUAACGGCGGCGCGAUUCAGACCAGACUUCUUGCGUGGGGUGACGAGCGUGAUGGCUUGGGUUGUGAAGAGUAGGGCGAGGGAUUUGAGAGUGGCAAGGAAGGAGGGACCUGUUGCCUUGGUGAGGUGA
Molecule: messenger RNA, 2442 nt
Organism: Jaminaea rosea
Lineage: Eukaryota; Fungi; Basidiomycota; Exobasidiomycetes; Microstromatales
Exons: 3
Coding region: 1-2442 (813 amino acids)
Source: RefSeq, a predicted model, not a curated record